This is a messenger RNA of Acanthopagrus latus (yellowfin seabream), 2013 nucleotides long. RefSeq names its product carbonic anhydrase IV c (gene ca4c). The coding region runs from base 39 to 965 and encodes 308 amino acids. The transcript has 8 exons. The record is from RefSeq and is a predicted model, not a curated record. Gene Ontology annotation, cellular component: plasma membrane. Gene Ontology annotation, molecular function: zinc ion binding; carbonate dehydratase activity. NCBI's taxonomy places the organism in Eukaryota, Metazoa, Chordata, Actinopteri, Spariformes, Sparidae.
UGAUUCUGUCAGGAUCUCCUCUGGUCUCCGUGCUGAUCAUGGAUUCUUCUGUCCACCUCCUGACGCUGCUUUCUCUCCUGUCGCACUGCACAGCUCAGUGGUGUUACCAGAGCCAGUACUCCUGUGAUGACACAUGCAGAGAUCCGACCCACUGGGCGGCUCAGUUUCCCAGCUGUGGAGGAUUACGCCAGUCUCCCAUUAACAUCGUCACCAACAAGGUGCACGUCAACAGCGCCCUGCCGCCCUUCAGCUUCAUCGGCCACACCAACACAAAUAACAUUACAGCGGAAAACAAAGGACACUCUGCUCAUUUUAUUCUACCGCAGUCUGUGCGACUGACGGGAGGAGCUCUGCCUGGUCACUACAGAGCCGCCCAGUUUCACUUCCACUGGGGGGACAGUGGGAGACCGGGAUCAGAGCACACCAUCGAUGGAGAACGGUUCCCCAUGGAGCUGCACAUCGUCCACAUCAAGGAGCCGUACGGGUCUCUGGCAGAGGCCGAACAUGACAUGGCCGGUAUAGCUCUGCUCGCCUUCCUGUUCGAGGAAUCGACAGACGAUCACCCUCACUUGGAUGCAGUCAUAGCUGCUUUGGGUCGAGUACAAAACAACGGCAGCAGCACAGUGAUCCCAAACUUUCGACUCAGUGACAUCAUCCCAUCAGCAAAGGAGCUCCACAGUUACUACCGCUACGUUGGCUCCAUGACGACUCCAGGGUGUGAGCAGGCGGUGGCCUGGACGGUGUUUCACAGGACCCUGCCCAUCAGCAGUCGACAGCUGGACGCCAUCGUGAAGCAGUGUCGAUUCUGGACGGGCCAGCCCAUGACGGACAUCUUCAGACCCACGCAGCCUCUGGACGGCAGGGUGGUGUACCGGUCCAAGGCGAGCGCAGCUCUGUCCAGCGCGAUCCACAUGUGGUUCGGUGUUCUGUCAGUUGUGUUUGGGACAACGGGGCUGAUGGACUGACUCAGCAUGUAAAAAACAACUGAUUUAAAGGCACGAUAUGCAGGAUUUCUCUGUCGCGCUUUGUAAACAGUCACUUAAUUUUGGUAGGAAUCAAAUAAAUACAAUAUUUUCUGAUUGUUAAAGCACAAACACAUAAAAAUACUCACAUUUCUUGUACAUUAAAAGUGAUGAUCGAGAGAUUUUACUUUACUUUCUUUACAUUGUUUUGGGGAAAAAUCCUGCAUAUGAUACCUUUUAAAUGACAAAAGCUACUGUAUGUAUAAAGACAACUUUUACUUGUGUGACAGUGAAACAACAUUUAUGUUCAUGCUCAUUAAUUAAACUAUGACCCGCUAACUUCCACUGAACGGCUGUUGUGCCGCUGACAGAAGUUCUCGUGCUGAACCGAAUGUUGCUUUUAUUUUGCUGUCGCUAUUUUUCCACACAACUUCCGCGAGCCGACAAGAGUUUUGUUUUGAUUUAGCUCCAUUUACACUCCACGCUGUACAUUUAUUUAAGAAUAUUGAUUUUGCCCGCCAAUUUGCUCAAGAUUGAAAGUUGUACUCGUUAUAUCCAGAUGAUCCUGAUGUUCUUUCUUCUGUUGCCACGAUGAAGUUUAUAUCCGUGGUUAUGAAAUAUAAAUGAAUAUGAAUUGUGUGAGCUCAUGAUUCUUGAGUCUGGUGUAGAAUGUGUAGAAUUAGGGGUUUUAGAAUAAGUUUUAUAAUCUUCUAACAGUUACAACACUCUGUUAUUUCUUCUGUACACGUGUUUAUUUAGAUCUAAGAUGUACAUAAGUAUCUGUGAUUAUCUGCUACAGUAACAACCAUUCCUCUGUUUUCCUGCGUAUGAUCUGUUGUCUUUGUAUAUAAUCAACAUUUAUGAGAUGCAGUCUUGAGAGAAAUGUGCUGCCAGAUAUCUAUAAAAAACUAAAGGUGGACAGUAGAAUUGUGAUUUAACGUUUUUGAACGUUGACACUUUAAUCAUUUGGCUUCGAUGAUCCAUUUGGGGUUUUUAAGUGAUAAUGCCGAUUGUUGAUUUCAUGUCAAUAGAUUCUGAAACUGAUCACGAA